AUGCUGCUCCGCAUCCCCGGGCCGGCGCGCGGGAGGGGCCGGGGCCGGCCGCCGGGGGCUCCCAGCUGCGGGCUCUCGCCGCCCUGGAGCCCCGCCUGGCUUUGCUGCCUGGUGCUCGCGGGCAGCCCGGCGGCCUGGGCUAGGGACCUGCCCUCCUCCAGCCGCCCGCUUCCUCCUUGCCUGGAGAAGGAUUACCACUUUGAAUAUACGGAAUGUGAUAGCAGCGGCUCCAGGUGGAGAGUUGCCAUUCCGAAUGCUGCAGUGGACUGCUCUGGCCUGCCUGACCCAGUGAGAGGCAAAGAAUGCACUUUCUCCUGUGCUUCUGGAGAGUAUCUGGAGAUGAAGAACCAAGUAUGCAGUAAGUGUGGAGAAGGCACCUACUCCUUGGGCAGUGGCAUCAAAUUUGAUGAAUGGGAUGAAUUGCCAGCAGGAUUUUCCAACAUCGCAACAUUCAUGGACACUGUGGUUGGCCCUUCUGACACCACGCCAGAUGGCUGUAACAACUCUUCUUGGAUCCCUCGUGGAAAUUACAUAGAGUCAAAUCGUGAUGACUGCACCGUGUCUUUGAUCUACGCUGUGCACCUGAAGAAGUCGGGUAAUGUCUUCUUUGAGUACCAGUACGUCGACAACAACAUCUUCUUUGAGUUCUUUAUUCAGAACGAUCAGUGCCAGGAGAUGGACACCACUGCUGCCAAGUGGGUCAGACUCACAGACAAUGGAGAAUGGGGCUCUCAUUCCGUAAUGCUAAAAUCUGGCACAAACAUUUUAUACUGGAGAACAACAGGCAUCCUGAUGGGUUCCAAGGCAGUCAAGCCGGUGUUGGUAAAAAAUAUCACAAUUGAAGGAGUGGCAUACACAUCCGAAUGCUUUCCCUGCAAGCCAGGCACCUUCAGCAACAAGCCGGGUUCAUUCAACUGUCAAGUGUGUCCCAGAAACACCUAUUCUGAGAAAGGAGCCAAAGAAUGCACGAAGUGUGCAGAGGACUCCCACUUUUCAGAAGAAGGAGCCAGCGAGUGUAUGGAGCGCCCUGCCUGUACCACGAAAGACUAUUUUCAGAUCCACACUCCAUGUGAUGAAGAUGGAAAGACACAGAUAAUGUACAAGUGGAUAGAGCCCAAAAUCUGCCGUGAAGAUCUCACAGAUGCUAUUAGGUUGCCCCCUUCUGGAGAGAAGAAGGAUUGUCCGCCUUGCAACCCUGGAUUUUAUAACAAUGGAUCAUCAUCUUGCCAUCCCUGCCCUCCUGGGACGUUUUCAGAUGGAACAAAGGAAUGUAGACCGUGCCCCGCGGGAACGGAGCCUGCUCUUGGGUUUGAAUAUAAAUGGUGGAACGUCCUCCCUGGCAACAUGAAAACCUCCUGCUUUAAUGUUGGGAAUUCAAAGUGUGAUGGAAUGAAUGGUUGGGAGGUGGCUGGAGAUCAUAUCCAGAGCGGGGCUGGAGGUUCUGAUAAUGAUUACCUGAUCUUAAACUUGCACAUCCCAGGAUUUAAACCACCAACAUCUAUGACUGGAGCAAUGGGUUCUGAACUGGGAAGAAUAACAUUUGUGUUUGAGACCCUCUGUUCUGCUGACUGUGUUCUAUACUUCAUGGUGGAUAUUAAUAGAAAAAGUACCAACGUGGUGGAAUCAUGGGGUGGAACCAAAGAAAAACAAGCUUAUACCCACAUCAUCUUCAAGAAUGCAACAUUUACAUUCACAUGGGCAUUCCAGAGAACUAAUCAGGGGCAAGAUAAUAGACGGUUCAUCAAUGACAUGGUGAAGAUUUAUUCUAUCACUGCCACUAAUGCAGUUGAUGGGGUGGCGUCCUCAUGCCGUGCCUGUGCCCUCGGUUCUGAACAGUCGGGCUCAUCGUGUGUCCCCUGCCCCCCAGGCGACUACAUUGAGAAAGAAACCAACCAGUGCAAGGAGUGUCCACCUGACACCUACCUGUCCAUACAUCAGGUCUAUGGCAAGGAGGCUUGUAUUCCAUGUGGGCCUGGGAGUAGAAGCACUCGGGACCACUCAGUUUGCUAUAGUGACUGCUUUUUCUACCAUGAGAAAGAAAAUCAGAGUUUGCACUAUGACUUCAGCAACCUCAGCAGUGUGGGCUCAUUAAUGAAUGGCCCCAGCUUUACCACCAAAGGAACAAAAUACUUCCAUUUCUUCAAUAUUAGUUUAUGUGGGCACGAGGGGGAGAAGAUGGCUCUCUGCACCAACAACAUAACAGACUUCACAGUAAAGGACAUGGUGGCAGGGCCAGAUGACUACACGAAUCUGGUAGGAGCAUUUGUAUGCCAGUCAACUAUUAUUCCUUCUGAAAGUAAGGGUUUCCGUGCAGCCUUAUCAUCACAAUCCAUCAUUUUGGCAGACACAUUUUUAGGAGUGACCAUUGAAACCACAUUGCAAAAUAUUAAUAUAAAAGAAGAUAUGUUCCCAGCUCCACCAAGCCACAUACCAGAUGUGCAUUUCUUUUACAAGUCUUCUACAACAACAACAUCUUGUGUCACUGGCCGGUCAACUGCGGUGAAGAUGAGAUGUAAUCCUGCUAAACCGGGAGCUGGAGUGAUUUCAGUCCCCAGCAAGUGUCCAGCAGGCACCUGUGAUGGAUGUACUUUCUAUUUCCUGUGGGAGAGUGCUGAAGCUUGCCCUCUGUGCACGGAGCAUGACUUUCAUGAGAUUGAGGGAGCCUGUAAGAGAGGAUUUCAGGAAACCCUAUAUGUAUGGAAUGAACCAAAAUGGUGCAUGAAAGGAGUUUCUUUGCCUGAGAAAAAGUUGUCAACCUGCGAAACAGUUGACUUUUGGCUAAAAGUGGGAGCAGGUGUGGGAGCUUUCACUGCUGUUUUGCUGGUGGCUCUAACUUGCUAUUUCUGGAAAAAGAAUCAGAAACUGGAGUACAAAUAUUCCAAGUUAGUAAUGACAACCAACUCAAAAGAGUGUGAACUCCCAGCUGCAGACAGUUGUGCUAUCAUGGAAGGAGAAGAUAAUGAAGAGGAAGUUGUAUAUUCCAAUAAACAGUCAUUACUAGGAAAACUCAAAUCCUUGGCAACAAAGGAAAAAGAAGACCACUUUGAAUCUGUUCAACUGAAAUCCUCAAGAUCUCCGAAUAUAUGAAAAGACUGUGCUAUAGCUUUCAGACUCAUGAACAAGGAAACCUGCUCUCUAGUUUUACAGGACCGUAGAUUAGAGUCUGUCCUCGUACCCGGCACAUUGGGGAUGUUAUGGAGAAGGGCCAUGCCGCUGAAAAGGGAAGGAGGUUGAAACGUUUGAUUGCCUUAUCACAUGGUCAAGUAUCUUGCCAAAAAUAGGAAAGCAAAUGGUUUGGGUCUCCACUGAAGAUGAAGCUCAACUCAGGAAGAGAUUUAGCUGUAUAUACACAAGGUGAAGCCCACCAGUGCACUGUUGCUGCAUGCCAUGUAAUUAAUGGAUAACUUUUAUUGUUUAUAACUUCACAUUAAAAAGAGUGCUUUGGAAGGCAGAUGUCAGCAUAUGCAUUGUGAUCCCAUUUUUGUCAUUUCUUUGUUUAUAUUUUGGGGAAGAUUUGAAAACAUUUUAAAGUUAUACUUCUUUUUUUCCCAUUAUUUAUUUACCUUAAAACAUCUCUUUUUAUUUAAAAUGGUGAACAAAGAAAGACAAUAAACUUUUUUUCCCCCCCCAUAGGGUAUCUUUAUUGAUUUCAGAAGCCUAAGUAAGCACUAAUCUUUUUGGAGGAGUCAGCAUAUGCUUGGGUCAUCUAAACUUAUAAUUGACUUAUGAGUUCCAUUCUUGGUGGAACUGGUAAGAAAAGCUUGACUAGAACUGUUGAAGAAAUCUUUAAAAAAAAAAAAAAAGUAAGGAGAAACCUUGACUUUUCAGUAACACAAAUAAAUGACACUGUCACAGAAGUCAAAUGGCUUACGACAGUUUAUGUAAUGAUUUGAAAUGAGUGUGAAAGCUUGUUUAUCAAAUCACCUUGCAAAAUCAUGAAGACAAAAGUGAGAUGACUUGUGUGCAAUUAUGGAUAACUGUAUAAAGGUAUUGGAGUAAUUCUGUGGUCUCCAUAAGUGGGAUAUUUGCUGUAAGUCAGGCAUGAAAGGUUACAUGAUUAUCAUUCUGCUACAAGACUUAGAGGAUCAUGACUUCUAUGGACGUUUUUCUUAUUAAGCCAAUAAAGCAGGAAUUCAGUUUUGAAAAAUUGCAUAUAAUUGUAUUCAUAAGAAGAAUGUGGUUAUGAAAUAAGUGUUGUUCUUAUUAAAAAAUGAUCUAGAUAAUUUUGAUAUUUCCUAUAACAGAUUACUAGUAUUAGCAGAACUGAAAUAUUAUUUAUUAAAGAAGUUUGAAUGAGGUUGGAUUUGACCAAUUUUGAGCAAACCCUAAUUAUUUUAGAACUGAUAAAGAGGGGAGUUUCCUGGCCAUUGAUGAUCUAAGGUGCUCUGGUUUGUUUCCAAUUAACAGUAAUCAUUACAGAUCUUAAUCCACAUUUUAAAAAAGACUGGUGGUUGGCUGAGGGAAGCAGGGUACAUGGGCAGGGUUUGUUAAAUGUUUUGCCCCACAUCUUUCAAUGAGGUAUGAUUUGUAACUUUUGAUUUAUCGGGUUAUGUCUUUAUUUUUGUGGAAACUGGGAAACAAAUAAUUAUGUUUGUCUGACUGGUGGGUAAAACACUGGAUGAUGCUAUUGUUGAAUGAAUGUGUGUUUUUGUGUAUAUCUCUGCUAUUGGAUUUGUGAAUAUAUGGCCAUUAUUUUAUUGUUGGUGUGAGAUUCAGGAAGGGCAUCAAUUAGUAUAAACUUUUUCAUGUUUAAUUUUAAAAAUAUUAUAAAGAAGAAAUUAUUGGCAUUGUUCAUUUUAAUCUUGCUAAUAGUGCUAAUGAGCCUUUCUCCAUUUUUGGUCAAAAUUUAAACAGAAGAAUGAAAAUGCAUUUGAAAUGCACCCUUUUAGAAGAAACCUGGCAAGGUUAUACAGCUGGACAGAGUCAGGAAGUUCCUGCACAGUUGCCUGUCACUCUCCUUUGUCUUCGGCUGUGCUCAACAUGCAUGUUCCAAGCCAUAGAGAUCAUUGGGAUUUGCUCCCAGGUAGCUUCUUUCUCCUCCUGUCACUGGACUAAAAUCUCUGACAUGUCAAAGAUGCCUUAAGUUUUAAUGAACUCUCUAAAAUGUAGUUGGUAUUGAAGAAUUUAUUUCUAAUUUUAGAUAUUAGAUAGAUUUUUGUCAGCUCAAUCCUGUCUUUGGAAUGGAGCUGCCCUUUUUCCUGUGGAUCCCAGUGGUUGUCAUUUUAUUCCAAGCACUAAAGUAUGACAGAAAGAAUAGUAUGAGGGAAAUAUUCCAACCAGUCCCGGCUAUAAAAUUCACUUUAGUUUUAGGUCUUGCCUUUGCAAAGCUCAGUAGAAUGCUGACAGGCUUUUAAAAAUUAAUCAUGUUUCUAUGACUUCUAAUUGACAUUUGUUGUUCCUUCCCCUACCCCCCCCCCCAAGUGGUGGGAGAAGUUAUUCAUUAUUUUUCUAAACGGCGCAGUUUUGAAGCCUUAAGUACUUCAUUAAGUCAACUGCCACCUAUAAUAUCUCUUAGCACUCUGUCAAAAUCUAUUUAAAUCAGUUUUUCACUGGAUGAGACCAUGUCUUCUAUGGAUACAUUAUAUCAUGCCAUUUAACAAUGUUAAGCAAUUUGAUAUGUGUUCACUUGUUUUAAAAGACUGACUCUUAUUCUUGUUGACUUUUCCCCCUUUUGGUUACUAGCAAUCAAGUCCUUUCUAGGAUUAAAAAAUGUUUCAUAGUAUUUUUGUGUAGACUUUUGUCAUUAUUUUCUUCCCAAGGAAAAUGGUGGUUUAAAUGGUUCUGUGGAAGAAUUGCUUGGGUCCAGUCAUUUACCAUCUAGGAUCUCCAGGUUUCCAGGUGGUGGCUCAUUUAACUACGGUUUUCAGGAUUGAUACGACCAAUUGUCCAUUGACCUAUAUCAAUAGAGCUACUUUUUGUGGUUCACA
This is a messenger RNA of Molossus molossus (Pallas's mastiff bat), 5927 nucleotides long. It is a transcript of the gene ELAPOR2, whose product is annotated as endosome-lysosome associated apoptosis and autophagy regulator family member 2. Gene Ontology annotation, biological process: positive regulation of BMP signaling pathway. NCBI's taxonomy places the organism in Eukaryota, Metazoa, Chordata, Mammalia, Chiroptera, Molossidae. The record is from RefSeq and is a predicted model, not a curated record. The transcript has 22 exons. The coding region runs from base 1 to 3087 and encodes 1028 amino acids.